AAAAAUGUAAUUCCAACUUGUCAGAGGUUCCCAUUUAGCAAAAGCGCGCGAAACCAAACAAUCCCUUAUUCGCACAGUUUACAUUUCUUCCCUAAAGUGCAUCUGUACAGUUCUUACAAUCACCGUCGACGACAAUGCCGGAGCUUCCGGAGGUGGAGGCGGCGCGUCGUGCCAUAGAGGAGCACUGCGUUGGGAAGAAAAUUGUGAAAUCGGUGGUCGCCAAUGAUUCCAAAGUCAUCGACGGCGUCUCUCCGAAGGACUUCGAGGCAUCGCUCACCGGGAAAACCAUCGUCGCUUCCCAUCGCAAGGGCAAGAACAUGUGGCUUCAGCUCGAUUCCCCACCUUUCCCCUCCUUCCAGUUUGGAAUGACAGGAGCUAUAUAUAUCAAGGGAAUUGCUGUUACUAAAUAUAAGCGGUCUGCCGUGAAGGAUACGGAUGAGUGGCCUUCCAAGUAUUCCAAGUUAUUUAUUGAAUUAGAUGAUGGGUUGGAGUUUUCAUUCACGGAUAAGAGGCGCUUUGCUAAAGUUCGCUUGCUUGACAAUCCUGUUUCUGUGCCCCCAAUAUCUGAGCUUGGUCCUGAUGCGUUGUUGGAACCUAUGACUGUAGAUGAGUUCUACAACUCCUUGAGCAAGAAGAAGAUUGGAAUCAAGGCUCUUUUACUGGACCAGAGUUUUAUCUCAGGCAUUGGCAAUUGGAUGGCUGAUGAAGUACUAUAUCAAGCUAGGAUCCAUCCUCUGGAAACUGCUUCCAGUUUGUCCAAAGAAAGCUGUGUAACGUUGCUCAAGUGCAUUAAUGAGGUUACAAAGUUUGCAGUUAAAGUUGAUGCUGACUGCAGCCGCUUCCCUGUUGAAUGGAUGUUUCAUUUUCGGUGGGGCAAAAGGCCUGGAAAAGUUAAUGAGGCCGUUGAGGUUGGGGCAGAUAGUAGUCAGUUCCCCAGUAAUUGGAUUUUCCAUUCCCGGGAAAAGAAGCCUGGAAAGGCUUUUGUUGAUGGGAAGAAGAUUGAAUUUAUCACUGCUGGUGGCCGAACGUCGGCCUAUGUACCAGAAUUGCAAAAGCUGAGUGGUAAUCAAGCUAGGAAAGUAGUGGUUGAAUCAUCCAACAACAUUGAAGAAUCAAGCAACGAGGAAGCGACUGAUUCUAGGAAAUCAAAAGUCCCAAGAGGAAGAAAGGCUACGGUUAAGAAACCUUCCUCGAAGAGAAAGUCCAAGGAAAGUAAUGGUGAAAGCAACAGUGAUGACGAUGAUGAUAAAAGUUUAAGGAAGGAACCCCCUUCAAGAGGCAAAUCCAAGGGAAGGAACGAAAAUGAUGACCAGAAGAAGAAAUCUAAAGGAAAGAAAACUCCCACGAAGAGAAUUUUCGAGGAAAGUGACGAUGAGGAUGAUGUAGAUAAUGCUAGUGGGAGUGGCGAUGAUGAUGAAGAGGAUCACAAGGUGAUGUCCAAGAAACGAGGAAAGGCUGGGUCACUAUCGAAGGGUAAGGUUGGAUCAGGUCGAAACGGGAGGCAGCAGAAGAGAGUGGCAAAAUAGUUUCGACUGCGGAAUAUUACAUUGCAGUAGUUCGCUCUCUUUUGUGUUUUGGAAAGAAUGGAAACAAGUUUAGGUAAGCAUCGGGCGCUAGCAGUACUUGCGAUUUGCUGAUUUUCUAUGAAUUUGGGGCGUAAGUUAAUCCUCCUUUUUAAGUGUUAUGUGGAUGUUUCUGUAAGUACUUUUGGCUCAAAACUUUGCAUAAUUUUCGUCUGAGUGUGUGCCAAUGUCCUUCGUUGUUAUUUUUGUAUGGCAACAUGGAAUCAUUACACAUUUUACGACUGAAGAUGGUAUUUACCAGUUAAGUAAUACUAUUUGUACAUCAUUGUAUAUAUAAUGGUAUACAGAUAGAUGAUAUGGGAGAGAGAGAAAUCCAAUUAUUAUGAUAUUCCUCUUUCAUGUCAUUUAUUUGUAACUAUUAUGUAUACAAUGAUGUACAAUUAAUAUUAUUCUGAA
This is a messenger RNA of Olea europaea var. sylvestris, 1979 nucleotides long. Its product is annotated as formamidopyrimidine-DNA glycosylase. Gene Ontology annotation, biological process: base-excision repair. The record is from RefSeq and is a predicted model, not a curated record. Bases 135 to 1526 code for a protein of 463 amino acids. Gene Ontology annotation, molecular function: DNA-(apurinic or apyrimidinic site) endonuclease activity; zinc ion binding; damaged DNA binding. The transcript is spliced from 11 exons. Gene Ontology annotation, cellular component: nucleus. NCBI's taxonomy places the organism in Eukaryota, Viridiplantae, Streptophyta, Magnoliopsida, Lamiales, Oleaceae.